This is a messenger RNA of Solanum pennellii, 516 nucleotides long. RefSeq lists its product as uncharacterized. Bases 1 to 516 code for a protein of 171 amino acids. The transcript is spliced from 2 exons. NCBI's taxonomy places the organism in Eukaryota, Viridiplantae, Streptophyta, Magnoliopsida, Solanales, Solanaceae. The record is from RefSeq and is a predicted model, not a curated record.
AUGUCGAUCUUCUCCGACAUGGUGGGGGGCAUUAUUGAGGUGUUCAUGGAUGAUUUCUCUAUCGUGGGCAACUCCUUUGAUCAUUGUUUAGACCAUUUAAACAAAGUACUUAAACGAUGCAAAGACUGCAAUUUGGUACCAAAUUGGGAGAAGUGCCAUGUCAUGGUCAAAGAAGGUAUUGUGUGGGGUCAUGGGAUCUCGAGCAAGGGUAUUGAGUUUGAUAAGGCAAAAGUCGAGGUGAUCGAAAUACUUACACCACCCAUCUCCAUAAAGGGUGUUAGAACAUUUGAAGAGUUGAAAAAGAAGUUGGUCUUCGCCACUAUCAUUAUUGAUCCAAAUUUAGGAGAGUCGUUCGAUGUUAGGUGUGAUUCUAGUGGGGUGGCACUUCAACUAGUACUGGGGCAAAGGUAUGAAAAGAUCCUUAACGCCAUUUACUAUGCUAGCAAAGCCCUAACUGCAACAAAAAAAUUACAUGGUUACAGAGCAAGAGCUUCUUGUAGUGGCGUUUGCUUUUGA